UUACAGGCCAGUACAACAUAGGAAAUUUAAUGUCGUAUUUGAUAUACGUAUAGAUCCGCACAUUGGGAUAUUAUUUGAUCAAGAUCAGGGCGAGGCCAGGUGAACGCUAAUUAAUCGACAUCGUGACAAGGCAGACGUUUGCCAGGCCAAGGUGUGAUCGCUGGUUCCAUAAACACUUUGAUGGUUUGGAUUACGCAACGUGAUUGAGAGAAGGACAACAGGGAAAGCACGAGGUUGUUGAAUGGAUGUACGAAUUUCGCAUAUAUAGACACAUUAUCUUUAUUGUUUUCUUUACGAUUACAUUGAAGACAUUAUCCACUCAAUACUUGGCAUAGAUAAUGACAGCCAAUAGGACACUUCAUUCCACUUAACCCAGAUAGUGAUCUGUAAUAGCAAGUUUUUCCAGGAUUCGUCAUACUUUCCCUUGUGUCAGAUUACACUUUCGAUCCGUGCAUAAAACAUGACGUCGGAUCGCAGACUAUUGGAAUCUCAUUGAGUCACAGUCAAUUGACGCAGUCGGUCGGUGUUCGCAAAGUUAUUUACUUGUGUAACUCAGACAUAAAUCCCACAUCGUCUCGGGCACUUAUGCCGCGACAGUCUCUGAGCUUUUUUCAGUACGCUCGGGGAGUCUUUCGUGUUUUCAAGGAUUAAAGAGCGCUCCUAAAAAAACAAAAUGGCGAAUGACGCCGGGAGAACAGACGAUAUUCAUCAACUGACUCACGCCAUUGAGAACUCGACUCAGAGAUUAAACUUGGAUUUUGGAUUAUUGCAGAGGCAGGCAGGAAAAUUAGGAACAAAUGUCGACACGGUAGAUUUCAGGAAUGAAAUUGAAAACAUUUAUUCAAAUACCUGUGAAGCAAUCAAACGAGUCAUGAGUCAAUUGUUUGAUUUACAAUUGUUGUGCGUUGAUAAACAAAAGAAAAGUAAGUACAAGUCGUUGAAACAGAAAUUCGAAUCGGAGGUUGAGAAAUUCUGUGAUUUAAGCGCCGCCACGCGGAACAAGAUGGCAAAGUUCCCGACUCAGGAUUCGCUAGGUGGCACCACUAGUAUUGUUGCCAUUCAGGAGGAUGUUGGUGCUGUUGUUGACGUCAUGAGGCAUAAUGUUGAUAAAGUAUUGGCGAGAAAUAGUGUUAUAGGUAUGGGGGACAUGGACACGUACACAGACCAGGGGAGAAUAGACACAAUGGCGAUGGAUUCAUAUUAUAAAAAGUUAGUUGCUCAAAAACGUGACCUCAUGGCGAAGGACGAUCGUUCACUGACUCCGGAUGAGAGAGACCGUAAGCGAAAGUUGUUGACAGAAAUUGAUGACGUAAUGCGCAUGUAUAAUGACUUGGCAAACAUCAUGGAGCCGGAGGACGCUGAGACUCUCGAGGCUCAUGGGUCUUAUGUGAGACGAAAUAACGAGAGAAAAACGAGUAAAGCUUGCAGGGUUAGCUAGCUCACGAUGCGUGUAGAUUAUAAACUUGGUACCUCAUAUUUAUUCGCGGCAUUGAUAUGAUUCGCGGCAUUGAUAUGAUUCGCAUCAAUGCUCGUCUGACACGUGUCUGGUUGGUACUAACAUUAUUUGGCGUAUAGCUCUCGACUCGGAUCAAAAUGAUAUGGCCCCCGGGGGAAGUCUUGUGUGGGCUUUUAUUUAUGUGGACUGGCUAUAUAUUGGGAAUAGAUAUUGUCGAAUGGGUUUCGGUACCAAAUGUGGAUAAUUACAUAAUCAUCAAUUUCGAAAUAAAAAGUGGGAAUAAAAGGUAGAUCUUUAUAUAUUUUGCUGUUAAGACUUGUUCGUUUCAAUUCGUUCAUGCAGUUGUAGUCUACAGCUUAUGUUCACACUCACAUAUACCUUCCACAUCAAUCAUUUAAUCAGAAUAUAAGUUAGUGGGCUAAUAUCAUUUAAACAUCAGUCGUAUUAGUUUACUUUCUCCAGUUCUGCGUGACUAUCCAAUACACCAAAUCGCCGUUUUUAAAGACAAGGCUAAUUAUACCGAAAUAUUCAACCUUCGC
This is a messenger RNA of Lineus longissimus, 1995 nucleotides long. RefSeq lists its product as uncharacterized. The coding region runs from base 674 to 1438 and encodes 254 amino acids. The record is from RefSeq and is a predicted model, not a curated record. The transcript has 2 exons. Gene Ontology annotation, biological process: vesicle-mediated transport. Gene Ontology annotation, cellular component: membrane. NCBI's taxonomy places the organism in Eukaryota, Metazoa, Nemertea, Pilidiophora, Heteronemertea, Lineidae.